This is a messenger RNA of Verruconis gallopava, 1651 nucleotides long. Its product is annotated as tyrosine-tRNA ligase. Gene Ontology annotation, molecular function: RNA binding; ATP binding; tyrosine-tRNA ligase activity. Gene Ontology annotation, biological process: tyrosyl-tRNA aminoacylation. Lineage: Eukaryota; Fungi; Ascomycota; Dothideomycetes; Venturiales; Sympoventuriaceae. The record is from RefSeq and is a predicted model, not a curated record. The coding region runs from base 23 to 1522 and encodes 499 amino acids. Gene Ontology annotation, cellular component: cytosol; mitochondrion. The transcript has 4 exons.
CGAAUCUUCAUUAUUUUGAUCAAUGCUUGCGAAUUCGCUGUACAGGCCAUUGGUUCGGCGGACGACGCCGUGGAUAUGCGACCGAUGCGCUCUGCGUCUCGAGUCGUCACGGCCUCGUCGCAGAUGGACGAGCACGCACAGUGCGAGUGAUGCGUCCCGACAGAACACGGGCAUCGUAGACAUCCUCGAGCGCAGAGGCUACCUCAACCAGAUAACCGGGACGCGAGAUGACCUCCAGCGAAUUCUCGACGGAAAGCGCAUCGGCGCCUACGUCGGCGUAGACCCAACAGCCUCGAGCAUGCACGUCGGACACCUGAUUCCCUUCAUGGCCCUUUUCUGGUUGUAUCUUCACGGCCACAAAGCCAUCACGCUCGUGGGAGGCGGUACGGCGAGUGUUGGAGACCCUACCGGCCGCGUCAAGGCACGACCACAUCUUUCCGCCGCCGCCAGACGGAGGAAUAUAGACGGCAUACAAGCGCAGCUGCAGAGGAUCUGGGGUAACGUGUCAAGAUUGGGGGCGAAGCACGGGCAACGCGUUGGAGAAGGCGAGGCACGAUUGCUGAACAACGAGGACUGGCUGGGGAAGACGAGUAUAUUGGACGUGCUGGGUACUGUGGGAGCGGGGCUGCGCUUGGGCGUCAUGCUGGGUCGAGACACAGUAAAGACCCGCAUGACCGCAGACGCCUCAACACAAGAGGGCAUGUCCUUCGCCGAGUUCUGCUAUCCCGUUCUCCAGGCGUGGGACUGGUACGUCAUGUUCCGUGAUCACGAUGUGCGCGUGCAGAUCGGUGGCAGCGACCAGUACGGCAACAUACUGAGCGGCGCCGACGGCAUCAAGUACGCGCUCAAAGUGCGGGAAGACGAAGGCGACAGCGGUGCCCUAGAUGCCCAUCCGCUAGGAUUCACGGUGCCACUGCUCACGACGCCGUCUGGCGAGAAGUUCGGCAAGAGCGCAGGAAACGCGGUCUGGCUUGACAAAGAACAGACUAGCGUAUUCGAUCUCUAUGGGUUCUUCGUCGGCUUGCCGGAUUCAGAAGUCGAGAAACUGCUGAACUUUUUCACUUUUCUGCCACAGGGUACGAUAAGUGACACGAUGGCUAAGCAUAACCUUGCCCCGGAGAAACGUAUUGCCCAGCACCUGCUUGCCAGAGAGUUCGUUGAACUCGUCCACGGACCUGAAGAUGCUGCUGCCGCACAAGACCAGCACCUAAGCCGCUCACGGGGAUACACGCCCGCCUCCAAAGCUGAUCUACAGGUGGCUUAUGCGGAAGUCACGGACAAACCUUUUGCCUUUGCGUUGCAUAUGGCAGGUCUGGCAGAGUCCAGAAGCAAGGCAUUGAAGCUCAUUGAGAGCGGCGGUGCUUAUGUUAUCGGUGGAAACGGUGAUGCUGUAAAGAUCAGGAAGGGAGACGUCGUCAGCGACGCACACUACUUCACAAAGGAGGACGAGAAAACCCCUUCGCGGCGCUUUCUUGUGUUGCGCGCUGGCAAGUGGAAAGUAAGGAGCCUGGAACUUGUUUGACGAAUAUCUCGCGGGAUGCAAGGCGGCAUUAUGUCGGUUCCUGAACAUUUCCAUGACAAUUUUCUGUGGCCUCUUCUCUUCUUCAUCACUAUGCCAAAAUUUUAAAACCCAGACCAAUUUUUACUUACC